Molecule: messenger RNA, 438 nt
Organism: Cricetulus griseus (Chinese hamster)
Lineage: Eukaryota; Metazoa; Chordata; Mammalia; Rodentia; Cricetidae
Source: RefSeq, a predicted model, not a curated record
AUGGCAGAAGGCAAUCAGUCUACAGUGACUGAGUUCAUCCUUGCUGGAUUAACAAACAAACCAGAGCUGCAGCUGCCCCUUUUCCUACUCUUCCUUGGAAUCUUCCUGCUCACGGUGUUGGGGAACCUGGGAAUGAUCAUCCUGAUCCUGCUCAGCUCCCACCUGCACACCCCCAUGUACUUCUUCCUCAGCAGUCUGUCCUUCAUUGACCUGUGUUACUCCACUGUCAUCACCCCCAAAAUGCUGGUGAACUUUGUAAUAGAGAAGAAUGUCAUCUCCUACCAGGAAUGUAUGACCCAGCUCUAUUUCUUCCUUGCUUUUGUUAUAUCUGAGUGUCACAUGUUGGCUGCGAUGGCAUAUGACCGCUAUGUUGAUCCUUUCCAUUAUCCCUUCUUACAUUUUCAUUAUUGCCAGCAUCCUCCGCAUUCAAUCCACUGA